UGGGGCUUCCAGAAGAGCCGCUACCCGCUGCGACACACGUUCGACUUCCGGAGCGGCAUGGCCGUGGCCCGGUCCCUGCCGGGCUCGGUGGCCCUCCAGGGGGACCGGAGGCAGCACGGUGCCAGGGACGAGGUGGCCGACGAGCACGUGCACCGGAGGAGGAGGCCCGUCAGCAAGCUCACCUUCCUGCCAAACUUCGCCGUCAACGACAAAAAGGUGCUGCACUUCCAGGGUUUCUUCACCGAAGAGAUCGAAUACUCCCCGCUGGAAGAGUACCGCGUCCGCCCCGUGGACAUCUUCUACUUCCUCGAAGACGACAGCCUCUGCGUCCGGGAACCCAAGCAGGAGAACAGCGGACUCAACCAGGGUUGCAUAGUGCGAAGACACAAAAUCCGCAAGCCAGACGGGAAACACUUCCACUGGAGCGACCUCAACAUUGGCGAAAGGAUUUCUAUCUAUGGCAUCACGUACAAGAUCGUCAACUGCGACAAGUUUACAAGGGACUACCUUCGAGACCAGGGCAUUGCGGUGGGGUCCCCCGAGCCUCUGCCCCAGGAUCCGUACACGGCGGGCCGCGGCACGUACCAGCAGCGCAAGCUGCACACGACCAAGACAAAUAGGGACAAGCUGUGGAAGUUCCUCAAGUACGACCGCCAGGUCCUCCGCUUCUUCUGCGUCGAAGACGGUCUUCUAGUCAGUCCUCACUCUCGGAAGAAGCUCGUGCUCCAGUACUUCUUGGUGGACGACACUCUGGACCUGAGGGAGAUGCACCGACCCAUGGAAACCAGAGACUUGGCGCCAAUCCUGCUGGGACGGCAGAGGGUGCCGCGUGUGCAGGAACACAAAGGCCUGUUCUACCAGUACGAACACGAAAGGAACCAGGACGACUACAUCGGUCCCGAAGACCUGGAGCCAGGAAAGCGACUGGACAUCUACGGCCGCAGCUUCCUCAUCUACGACUGCGACGACUUCACCAAGAACUUUUACCGCGAGACGCUCGGCGUGACGCACUUCAACGUCGUUGACGUCGACGUUAGAGAAGAAGAAAGGCCCAAGCAGCGCAUUCCCCCGUACAACGGCUUCGGUUCUCCGGAAGACACGCUCCAGUCGGUGCUGAGGAUCACCCCCCGGAGGAUGCGCAAGGACAGCCGGCAGAGUCUGGAGAACGAGGGCAUCGUGCUCCGCUUCCAAGCAGCCCUGGACUCGGACCUUGCUCUGGACAAGGAACGCAGUUUCAUCGUCUGCUUCUACCCGUCCGACGACACGAUCGGCAUUCAGGAGAAGCCGCUUCCCAACUCGGGCGUUCCCGGCGGCAAGUUCCUGCGCAGAAUGCGGCUACAGAAACCAGCCGCGCCACUCCUCGGCGGCGGCGAUCCGCAGUACUACGGGCUUGAGGACCUCGGUCUCGGAAGCAUCGUGCAAGCAGCAGGGCGACGCUUCCGCAUCGUCAAGGCUGAUCAGUUCACGAUCAACUAUCUGAAGCGACACCCGGACAAGCUCGCUGGAGGAGGACCUGCUGCUCCAAUCAGCAACGGAAACCUCAGCGCAAGCGGGGGUUCCUCCGCCGGAUCAACGGGGCCCUGAGGUGAACU
Molecule: messenger RNA, 1592 nt
Organism: Ixodes scapularis (black-legged tick)
Lineage: Eukaryota; Metazoa; Arthropoda; Arachnida; Ixodida; Ixodidae
Product: EF-hand domain-containing protein 1
Exons: 9
Source: RefSeq, a predicted model, not a curated record